This is a messenger RNA of Phanerochaete carnosa HHB-10118-sp, 1161 nucleotides long. RefSeq lists its product as uncharacterized. The coding region runs from base 1 to 1161 and encodes 386 amino acids. The transcript is spliced from 4 exons. NCBI's taxonomy places the organism in Eukaryota, Fungi, Basidiomycota, Agaricomycetes, Polyporales, Phanerochaetaceae. The record is from RefSeq and is a predicted model, not a curated record.
AUGCCUGGUUCUUGUUUUUCCACACAAGAAGUGCAAGCUGACCAUCAGGCAGAAGCCACAGGGCAGGCCGCACAAGCUCAUGAGCAGGAGAAGGUGGUGGAAAAUUUAGCAGCUAAGGAAGAUACCCAAGCUUGUCAAGAUUUACAAAAUGACAUCAAAGCUGAUCACCCACCCAUGCAGACACUUGACAAAGUCCAAAAGGGCACAUCGUCCGCUCCAAAGUAUCCUAAGGAGUCUACUCUCGAGAGUGAUCAUGACAAUGAACGGCAUAUUGCUGAAGUCGUCAAGUCAGAAGGCUCUAGAGGUGAUUCCUACAAGCAACCAGACCACAAGAAUAACUUGGAGGCUGAUAAAGAUUGGGACAUGGUUAUGGACAAUGAAAAUGAUCUUGAGGUGAUACAACCAGCAAAGAAGAGGGCUGGCAAGGUGAAAAAGAGUUGCAAAGAUGUUGAGGCUUUGAGAAAAGAGGGUGAUCAAGCAAGUUCUCCUGCUUUGGGAACUCAGAGAAUGAUGACAUCAAAUGUUGAUACAGGUCGAACUGUCAAGAAGAUCAAGAAAGCUACGAUUGGUGGGCUCACCAGUGAGUGGCUUGAAACCCACACCAUGUUGAAGACAAACUUCAAGGCAAAGCCCCGCUCUGCACCAAAUGGCCCGUCCAAUGCUGCCUCAAUCUCCGAGUUGCACAAUGACGAUGCCAACAUCUCCAUCAAUGAAAACGGUGGUAUUGAUGAUGACCAGAGCAAGGAGAGAGAGCGCAGCACACUUGAGAAAAUGUCAUCUCGGGCAACAGCUGACCUGAGCACAGCUCGUUAUGAUGAGCGCGCAUCUGCUGAUGCAGCAAAAGUGUGUCCUUCAUUACUUGUUGUCCACCCUAUCAGGCUAGUGAACUCGAAACAGACAGCUCUUCUUGUCAAGAUCAACAUGCUAUCUGCAGAACAUGCUGCCAAGAAAGGCCACAAGAACUGGGCAAAAGUCAGCGCUCUCGCACCACAGAUCAGUGGGCUCUUUGGUGAGAUGCUCAGACCACUCAUUAAGGAGCUUGCAGAUACAAAUGGUGCUUGGAUGGCCUUCAGCGUCACUGAAGGCAAAGGACUCCUCGAGUGUGUGAUGGGUGACAAGGCUAAGGAGUACACUAUUGUUGAGAAUGACAUGUUCAUGUGA